AAUCCUAUUUUAACUCUAACUCGUUUAUCCAACUCUGAGUCUGAGAAGGGGAGACUGGAGGUGGAGAGCCCUUGUAUAACUUUCCCACGGUACCAAGUACGAAAGAACGCUACAUGAAAAUUGGGAAGUUGAGCAUUCUGGCAAUUCCCCAAUUAUCCGAGAUUUACAAAGCGCAGGUUUUUAUUUCCGGAUUGUGAAAACCCCUCCUUUCCCUCCAUUAGUUUCUUCAUUGAGCCCUAACUUUAUCAAUAUCAGAAUGCAACCCAGAUGCUUUAGACCCAUUUUUUCAACUAUCCAAUUCAUCCCACCACUAGAAACCUGUAAUCUUUAAUACCCAGAAGUAUAUUUUGCCUUUUCUUUUUUUUUUUCUUGUGAAAUUAUCGUUAUUAUUAUUUAGUUCGAUCAUCCAUUUGUUUGUGUGCUAUGGCGACCCAGAAGCCUCAGAGGUCCCUAGCAGAAGUAGAAGACAUUAUUCUUCGAAAAAUAUUCUUAGUCUCCCUCAUUGACUCUAUGGAGAAUGAUUCCCGUAUCGUCUACUUGGAGAUGACUGCUGCUGAAAUUCUCAGCGAGGGAAAGGAACUGCUGCUUUCGCGGGAUUUGUUGGAGCGGAUUCUCAUCGAUCGCCUCUCGGGUCAGUUCCCCGGCGCGGAACCACCUUUUCCUUACUUGCUUGGAUGCUACCGUCGUGCUUGUGAAGAGGGGAAGAAGAUCACCUCCAUCAAGGACAAGACCCGUCAGUCGGAGAUGGCAUCCGUUGUUUCACAGGCUAAGAAAUUGGCUGUCUCCUAUUGUCGGAUCCACUUGGGCAAUCCCAAUAUGUUUCCAGACAACGAAAACAUAAAUUCGGCAAAUAAGACUACAGUUUCACCUCUACUUCCGUUGAUUUUCUCUGAAGUUUCGGUCAGUGGAUUAGGAGGAAGUAGUGUUGGCGGUGGACCAGGGUGUCCCCCAGGUUUCUUAGAGGAAUUUUUCCAGGAUUCCGAUUUGGAUAGUUUGGAUCCAAUUUUGAAGGGAUUGUUCGAAGAUUUGAGGGGGAGCGUGCUUAAGGUGUCCGCGCUCGGAAACUUUCAGGAACCACUGAGAGGGUUGUUGCUGUUGGUGACUAAAUUUCCUAAUGCUGCGAAGGCUCUGGUAAAUCAUCCUUGGUGGAUCCCAAGAGGGACUUACGUGAACGGUCGUGUUAUUGAAAUGACCAGCAUUUUGGGUCCCUUCUUUCAUGUCAGUGCUCUUCCUGACCAUACUAUUUUCAAAAGUGAACCUGAUGUGGGCCAGCAGUGCUUCUCAGAAGCAUCAACACGUCGUCCAGCUGAUAUAUUGUCUUCUUUUGCAACUAUCAAGACUGUUAUGAAUAACUUAUAUGAUGACCUCGAAAAAGUUAUUCGUGCUCUCCUUCAAAAGGCUGAUACACGAGAGAGCACUAUUGAGUAUCUUGCAGAGGUGAUCAAUAAAAACUCAUCAAGGGCUCACAUACAGGUCGAUCCAUUAUCCUGUGCAAGUUCAGGCAUGUUCAUCAAUCUCAGUGUUGUCAUGCUUAAGCUCUGUGAACCUUUCUUAGAUCUAAAUUUGACAAAGAGGGACAGAAUUGAUCCAAAGUAUGUAUUUCACAGUACGCGUUUGGAUUUAAGAGGACUGACAGCCCUCCAUGCAUCAUCGGAGGAAGUUGUAGCAUGGAUUGAUAAAGAUAAUCCUUCCAAACAAAUGAGUGAUGAAGAGAAACGCAUAUUACAAUCUCAAGAAGCAACUAGCUCGGGAAGUUAUUCCAGUGGACUAUCUCUCCUCUCUAAUGCUAAGCCAAUGUCAAGUUGUGGUGUGAAAAUAAAAUAUAAUUUCAUUUGCGAAUGCUUCUUUAUGACUGCAAGGGUGCUCAACCUGGGGUUGGUAAAGGCAUUUUCUGACUAUAAGCAUCUAAUCCAGGAUUUAUCAAGGUGUGAAAACACUCUGUCUAGUUUAAAAGCCAUGCAAGAGCAAGCGCCCUCACCACAACUUGAGCUAGAUAUAGCUCGCCUUGAAAAAGAAAUUGAGACAUAUUCACAAGAGAAGCUAUGUUAUGAUGCUCAGAUAAUGAAGGACCAAGAACUUCUUCGGCAUGCCCUAUCCUUCUACAGGUUAAUGGUAGUUUGGUUGGUUGGCCUUGUUGGUGGAUUUAAAAUGCCACUGCCAUCAAGUUGCCCAAUGGAAUUUGCAUGUAUGCCGGAACACUUUGUUGAAGAUGCCAUGGAAUUGCUUAUAUUAGCCUCUCAGAUUCGUGAUAGAGAAAACCCUCUUAGGGUGUUCCCAUUGGAUGACUUUAUGAACUUUGUUAUCAUGUUCAUGGCAAGCCCAAAUUAUAUCAGAAAUCCAUAUCUAAGAUCGAAGAUGGUAGAGGUGUUGAACUGUUGGAUUCCACAUAGAAGUGGUUUACCCGAGACAGCUGCCCUUUUUGAAGGACAUCAACUAUCACUUCAGUAUCUUGUCCGGAAUCUUCUGAAGCUUUAUGUUGACAUUGAGUUCACAGGAUCUCAUACACAGUUCUAUGACAAGUUCAACAUCCGCCAUAAUAUUGCUGAACUUCUUGAAUACCUCUGGGAGGUUCCUAGCCAUCGUAAUGCUUGGAGGCAGAUUGCAAGGAAAGAAGAGAAAGGGGUUUAUUUGAACUUUUUGAACUUCCUGAUCAAUGAUAGCAUCUAUCUGCUUGAUGAAAGUCUUAACAAAAUUCUUGAACUCAAAGAAUUGGAAGCUGAGAUGUCCAAUACUGUAGAAUGGGAGCGAAGGCCAGCUCAAGAGAGGCAGGAGAGAACCCGAUUAUUUCACUCCCAAGAGAAUAUUAUUCGAAUUGAUAUGAAAUUGGCAAAUGAAGACGUGGGUAUGCUGGCGUUUACUUCAGAAGAGAUUUCAGCUCCUUUCCUUCUUCCAGAGAUGGUUGAAAGAGUGGCCAGUAUGCUGAAUUACUUCCUGUUACAACUUGUGGGCCCUCAACGGAGAGCUCUUCGUCUGACGGAUCCUGAAAAGUAUGAGUUCCGGCCAAAAAAGCUGCUUAAACAGAUUGUUGACAUAUACGUUCAUCUGGCAAGGGGAGAUAAAGAAAAUAUUUUUCCAUCUGCCAUCUCAAGGGAUGGUCGCUCAUACAAUGAGCAGUUGUUUACUGCUGCAGCUGAUGUUCUAAGAAGGAUAGGCGAGGAUGGAACAGUCGUACAAGAAUUUGUUGAGUUGGGUGCAAAGGCUAAAGCUGCAGCUUCUGAGGCAAUGGACACAGAAGCAGCCCUUGGAGAUAUACCGGACGAGUUCCUUGACCCAAUUCAAUACACAUUAAUGAAGGAUCCUGUGAUCCUCCCUUCCUCAAGAAUCACAGUAGAUCGACCAGUCAUCCAGAGGCACCUUCUGAGUGAUAAUACUGAUCCAUUUAAUCGUUCCCAUCUUACACAAGACAUGCUCAUUCCAAACACUGAACUCAAGGCAAGAAUUGAAGAGUUCAUCAGAUCCCAAGAACUGAAGAAGCAUGGGGAAGGUCUAAGGCAGCAAUGCAAACUGUCAAUAGCGAAAUGACCUUAAUCGAGUAGGAUUUUGAUCCUAAUGCUUGCAACAGCAGUGUCCGUAAGGGUCUGAAAGUAGCAAUAGUUACAGGAAAGCUAUGCACAUUGUAUAAUGGAUGAUGUCUUGCGGUUUGAGUUAAUUUAUAUAAUUGAUAUGCCAUCUAAUCGGUAGAAUGACCUCAUAAGUCAUAACCAGAAGAACUCAUAGUUAGUGCCUCGUUAGGAGAACCAAAUUUAUAACGAUAUCAUUUGAAAUAUAUUUAUUGCGUUUAGCAUUUGAAAC
Messenger RNA from Nelumbo nucifera (sacred lotus), 3792 nucleotides. Its product is annotated as U-box domain-containing protein. Gene Ontology annotation, molecular function: ubiquitin-ubiquitin ligase activity. Gene Ontology annotation, biological process: ERAD pathway; ubiquitin-dependent protein catabolic process; protein polyubiquitination. Gene Ontology annotation, cellular component: nucleus; ubiquitin ligase complex; cytoplasm. NCBI's taxonomy places the organism in Eukaryota, Viridiplantae, Streptophyta, Magnoliopsida, Proteales, Nelumbonaceae. The record is from RefSeq and is a predicted model, not a curated record.